AUGGUGAGGGAAGGCUCGGCUGGCCUGCAGCCAACUGGCGGUGGUAGAAGUGGUUGUGGAGAUGGUGGUAACGGCCAGGUCUACGCCCGCCGCGGAGUGAGCAAUGAUCGCAAUGGCAUCAUGUAUAGUCACUGCACUCCCAAGGUUCGCUGGGCCGAAGGGAACAGUAAUAGUCACCGUCAUUACUGGGCCGGCGUGGUUGUCUGGGUCAACCGAUGGGGUUGCGAGGAGGAUGAUAUCACACCCAUCUGGCCAGUCGGUGUCUCCUACACGAUGUAUCACUUGAGUUGGGGUGCCUCAUCUACAGCUGAUGGCAAGUUCUCCUUCAGAGCAGCAGACGUCGGCCUCGAUAUGCCAACGCACGCCAAAAUGCAGAUUAACGACAACGCCAUCUCGCCCUUGCAAAAUGCUGACAGCGAGAACAUUUUCGAGCGCGCGCUAGUCCGUUGGGAAUCUCUACCAAUUCUGGCAAAGGGCGCGCUCACCAACGUCCGGUAUGAGAAGACCCAGGUCCCUUUCAAAGACGCCAACGUCCAGGCCCAACUGGAUGUCGCAUACCAGGAAACAUUCUUUGCAGGGUUAGCACUAUUGAAGUGCGACCCGACAACGGAACCGAAAAAGAAUGACACUCCUGAUGAAUAUCCUGAUGCUGACACCACCUACGCACCUAAGUCAAACUUAACAGGUAAAUAA
Molecule: messenger RNA, 693 nt
Organism: Colletotrichum graminicola M1.001
Lineage: Eukaryota; Fungi; Ascomycota; Sordariomycetes; Glomerellales; Glomerellaceae
Product: NPP1 domain-containing protein
Exons: 2
Coding region: 1-693 (230 amino acids)
Source: RefSeq, a predicted model, not a curated record